AGUUAUUUAGACAAGAUGAAGACGUUAACAGUGGUGUUAGUUGUAACUGUACUUGUGAUACAUAUUUCGGGGUAUUUGAUACAAGUGCCGACUGAAUGGACCGUGGAGAGGAUAGAAACUGUUCCAGCACAAUGGGUGCAUGUUCAAAAAAUGAUGAUCCCGUUAUUCGAAAAUGUUUGCGAGGAUAGCAAUGAUCCUGUCAUACGUAAUCUGUCUCAGGCAUUCACCUUUAAUCCAGACGAUUAUUCUGAACCAAGUGCGAUUGCAGAUUUGCAAAAGCUCAAGGCAGCUGGCUUAAUGCCCAAGGGAGAAAUUUUCAGCGAGUAUAAUCCUGAGCAUAUGAAGGAACUGAAAAUAAUAUACGAAGUUUUGUACUCCGCCAAAAAUUUUGAUGCGUUCUAUAAAGCAGCUGCAUGGGCGCGCCAGAAUUUAAACUGUGGACUCUUUGUUAAUGCUAUCUACUUAUCCAUUCAAAGCAGGAAAGAUACAGAGCGACUUUCUAUACCAGCACCUUAUGAGGUCUUACCAAACUACUUUGUUCGCAAAGAGGUUCUAGUCAAAGCUUCGUCAAUUCUAGUUGGCCAGGAAGUCACUCCCUCUGAAAGCAUUCGCGAGGAUGGAAAUGCUCACAUUAUUGAUGCCAACUACACUGCAAUGUUUUACGACAACGACGAUGACUCGAAAUUGGCCUAUUUCCGUGAAGAUAUUGGAUUAAACUCUUAUUAUUUCUUAAGAAAACUUAGAAUGUCUCCAUGGCUUAAUAACGACAUAAACGGCAGAUAUGGAGAAAAUGUGUAUCAGAUGAUGAAACAAUUCAUGGCGAGAUAUAAUUUAGAAAGAUAUGCCAAUGGUAUGCCAGAGAUAGAAGGCAUUGACUGGAAUUCUUUGCCUGACAUUCCUUACGAUCCUGAACUAGUUUAUUCUGAUGGCAUUGAAUUUAGCCAUAGGACAAAACCUUUAGUAUUACCAGUAAAUGAUGAAUUAGCAUUAUUACAAACAAUAGAAAAUAAUAUUGUCACCGUAGCCAGCCACAUGCGUCAGAGUGGAUAUAAUAAAACACAAAUAUUGAAUCAUUUAAUGGAAAUCCUUGUCACGGGGGAGAGGAGUUAUGAGACAUUGGCUCGCCAGCUCCUUGGCAAAGAUCACACCAACAACGGACACGUUUCGGUGCUAGAACACUGCAUGACUUCGAUGCGAGAUCCGAUGUUUUGGAAGAUAAACAAGAAGAUAGUUGACCUCGUCGACAGUGCUCUAAAACUGUUACCAACAUACUCAAGGAGUGAACUAUACUUCCCUGGAGUGGAGAUCGUAAAUAUUGAUGUAAAGAAAAUGAUGACAGCGUUCGAUUACUUUGACUUCGAUGUUACAGACGCUCUAAAAUUAGACAACAGUAAGUCACCGUUAAACAUUAAAAUAGGUCAGCCCAGGUUAAACCAUAAACCAUUUACAGUAAAACUUAAUAUAUCAUCUCUGGUAACUAAAAAAGGUUUGGUUAAAAUUUAUUUGGGGCCAAAACUUAUACCUGGUGAACUUGCUGCUAAAAAGAAUCUUUUCACGCUUCUUGAUGUCUUUGAAGUCAAUCUUAAAAUUGGAAGCAAUAUUAUAUCAAGAACAUCGAAUGACAUGAAGCACUUAUCUUCAGACUUUAUUUCACUUAAAACUAUCAAAAAGCAAGUAGUAGACGCAGAAUUUGGAUUAGAUUCUUUGCCAUUAAAAACGAUCUAUUCACAAAUUGGGUAUCCAAAUAGACUCAUUUUGCCAAAAGGUUUAUCGACAGGUUUGCCUAUUCAAAUGUUUGUUUUCAUUGCACCGUUCACUAAAGCAAGUAUGAGUAGCACAUACUCUACAAAUACCAUGGACUUCAAUUCUGCAAUUUUAUCUCCUGGUUAUCCACUUGAUUUGAUGAUUGAAGAUAAACAAUUGUUUUCAUUGCCAAAUGCAUUGAUUAAAUAUGUCACUAUAACUCAAAAGGGCGAUAGCAAAGUAGAAAAUUAUGGGGGUCCCGGUGUAACUAAGCAGUGGUACGGCACAAACAGUUACGAUCCUUCCAGUCGCCCUAGUUAUUCACCUGAAAAUAGAAAAACUUUUGAUUACAACUCAAAAAGAGGUCCACCUACAAAGAACGAAAAUAAUGCGGAUGAAGGUCCUGAAUAUUUGCCUAGAAUAGAUGACUAUAACACUUAUUCUCUAGUUACACCUUCAGAACAAGAGUCUAUUCCUGAAACGGUACAUGAGGUUAAUUUAAAUAAUGAUAUUGUACACUCGAUCAACUCUUUGAAUUAUAUAAAAGAAGCUUUCGACAAUAACGCAAAAUUUGAGAAAAAAGAUAAUUCUGUGGAAAGGGAAGAAAACUCAAACAAAAAGACGUCAAAGGAAGAAAAUGAUAUUUGGGUUCCCACAAACAAAGAUUUAGAAAGCGACGAAUAUUUAGACAAAGGCACCCCUCGUUUGCUAAAGUCAGCUAGUUAUGAUUAUUCUUCCAAAUACAAAAAAAGAGAACCAUUUGAUUACAACGCGAAAAAAGUACAGUUUGACAAAAAAGAUUAUUCUCGUAAACGAGAAGACUAUACCAAAUAUCGUACCGCAGCACCAACCGAAGUCGAGGCUACCUCUACAAAAACACAAGAGCUUGAAGAAUUAAUUUCCAAUGAAAUUAAGGACAGUGUCAAUUUAAUUGAUGAUACUUUUAGACUUCUAAAAUCAAGUAAAUUCGAUUAUACCUCAAAGAAUAAUAAAGAACCAUUUGACUACAAAGCGAAGAAAGCCCAAUUUGAUAAGAAAAACUAUUCUGCAAAAAGAGAUUUCACUAAAUACCGUACUGUAGCACCAAUAGAAGAAGAAGUCGAAAUUACUACUACGGAAACACCGUUACAGACAGACUUAGAUUGGGAAGAAAUGAAAGAAUCCGUUAAAGAAAUACUUAACACACCAAGACUGCUGAAGUCUUCUAAAUUUGAUUAUUCUGCAAAAAGAAAAGAACCCUUUGAUUACAAAGCUAAGAAAGCCCAAUUUGAUAAGAAAGAUUAUUCGGCAAAAAGGGGGGACUACACUAAAUACCGAACAGUUCCACCAAGUGAAGAAAAAGUCACUACUGCUCCUACAAUUAAUGAACUAGAAUCUAGUGAAGACGAAUUAGCAAGAAUAGCAUUAGAUAAAGAUACCAAUAAUUUAGAUUUGAUCAGUGAAGUUAAAGAAAAUAAUAUUAAUGUAGAUAAUAAUGACAAUGAUUUAUUAGAUAUUGAGACAUUUCCUCUUGUUGUGGUCAGAAAUCGUACUCCUACACUAUACGACUUUCUGUUCCAUGCCUUUGACCAUGAUUAUAGUCCAGAAAUUAAAGUUUACGAGUAAUAAUUGCACCUUUGUAAUAAUUAGAUAGGUAAAUAGACUAGAUGUGGUAUAUACAAUAUGUAUGAUUGCUGAAUUAUAUAUUGUUUUUAUUGGAUUAAAUGUUAUUAUUUUA
Molecule: messenger RNA, 3460 nt
Organism: Helicoverpa zea (corn earworm)
Lineage: Eukaryota; Metazoa; Arthropoda; Insecta; Lepidoptera; Noctuidae
Product: arylphorin subunit alpha-like
Exons: 5
Coding region: 16-3348 (1110 amino acids)
Source: RefSeq, a predicted model, not a curated record